Messenger RNA from Strongylocentrotus purpuratus (purple sea urchin), 1344 nucleotides. RefSeq lists its product as uncharacterized. The record is from RefSeq and is a predicted model, not a curated record. Gene Ontology annotation, cellular component: membrane. Gene Ontology annotation, molecular function: netrin receptor activity. The coding region runs from base 1 to 1344 and encodes 447 amino acids. The transcript is spliced from 10 exons. Lineage: Eukaryota; Metazoa; Echinodermata; Echinoidea; Camarodonta; Strongylocentrotidae. Gene Ontology annotation, biological process: netrin-activated signaling pathway.
AUGGCAAAUUUACGAGCAACAACAACAGCAGCAGCUGUAGAAGCAGCAGCAACAUUCCCUCCCACGCAUGCCGGUUCACAAGUAGCAGGGGUGUCAAUGCUAUCACAGUAUCGUGGCCCCCAAGACCCUUGUGGUUGGGCAGCCGAUGCGCAUACUCUCCUGGAGAAGUACCUGCCUGAGACCUUCGCGCUGGCUCAGCCGAAUGCGGCUCUUGCUUCCCUUCUCUUCAGACAAGGGGCUCCCUCCACGGGAAUACACCUGACGGAGGUUUGCCAGUCCGGUGACAGGUAUCUUAUGACUAAGGGGAUUUUACUUCUCCAGAGAUCUCCCCCUCUAGUUACGGUUGCGGUUGCCAUGACCAGCUCACUGGGAACCCGGUUCACUAACGACGUUGUUCAAUCCACGUCUGUGAAACCCAAGGGUUUCGGUCUCACAAAAGUUUACAUUGUCAAGCUUUUUCAGCCUCUGGCGCAGUGGAGCGGGGCGGACCUGGUCAUACUCCCCCUUGUCAUCAGCCAAGAAUCAAGAAGGCUGCGCCUUGACACAACAGACGAUGGCAACCAAGUCCACUGGGAUUUUCUGACAGACAUUCCUCAAGAUCUUAACCUCCAAGAUGAUGAAGCAGUAAUAUCAUGUGGCAUCAGAUUCUCGCCAUCUGGAGCUAAGCUUAGCGAGCCUAUCAAGGUCACAUUGGACCAUAAUGCACAUUUCUCUAAUCCAAGACGUGCAGAAAUCGUCUUCUACACGCGUAACAAAGACUCAGAAUCUUUUGUAAGAAUUCCUGCAUCCACCAGCCGUUACCCGCGUUGCACUGUCAGAGCAAAAGACUUGGAUCUCUACGUAGAUCAUUUUUGCGAUUGGUGGAUUGUGGCUGUAUACAAUUGGUACUUUGUUGGAAAGAGGGUCAACUGCUUGCCAUAUGUACGACCACCUGUCUGGAAAGAGUUCACCCACUUUGUUUAUCUCUGCAUCUAUGACGAUCUCUCAGGGUUUUUUGAGAAAAUAGAAAAAGAAAUGACAGGGGUCAAAAUGAUCUUUCCGUCCCAGCCAAUGUUCGUAGAAUGGAAGCAUGGAGAUAUCGAUAUCAAGUUGUUCGAAGGCCCAAAGAAAAAUGAAAAGAAAAUUGAAGAGCAGACACUAGGUAGAAAGGAUAUCAACCUCGUUGGCAGGAAACAAUUCUCCUUUGAACUGAAGCCACUUGAGUCAGGGGCAAGCCCAGAAAUUCUCAAAUUCACCUUGAAUCAAAGAGGGUCUGUCUCUGACCCUACUUUGAUUCAAUUUAUCUUGCCAUAUGGUGGUGCCUUGCAGAAGUAUUAUUAUGUCAUGUCAUUGAAUCUGGACUAA